Molecule: messenger RNA, 462 nt
Organism: Polistes dominula (European paper wasp)
Lineage: Eukaryota; Metazoa; Arthropoda; Insecta; Hymenoptera; Vespidae
Gene: SmF
Product: small ribonucleoprotein particle protein SmF
Biological process (GO): spliceosomal snRNP assembly; mRNA splicing, via spliceosome
Cellular component (GO): catalytic step 2 spliceosome; U1 snRNP; pICln-Sm protein complex
Molecular function (GO): RNA binding
Source: RefSeq, a predicted model, not a curated record
GUUGGCAGCAUUGAUUACUGUGUCGGUAAUAGCGUAAUUAAAGCGUGCAGUUUCUACUCUGAAAUUAAAACUUUUCUUUUAUAUUAAUUUUUCCAAGGAAAUAUUUAAUAAUCACCAUGGCUGCGACAAUGCCAAUAAAUCCAAAACCAUUCUUAAAUGGUUUAACCGGAAAACCUGUAAUGGUAAAACUAAAGUGGGGUCAUGAAUAUAAAGGAUAUCUUGUGUCAGUAGAUGGUUAUAUGAAUUUACAACUUGCAAAUACAGAAGAACACAUAGACGGAACCUGUACUGGUAAUCUUGGAGAAGUAUUGAUACGAUGUAACAAUGUCAUGUAUAUACGUGGUGUAGAAGAGGAAGACGAGGAAGGAGAGAUGAAAGAUUAAAUUGAUGCGUAUAAGACUUAUGUACUUUUGAUUACUUAUUUAAGUUAUAUAUAAAUAAAUUUAAGUCUUUACAACUUUA